Molecule: messenger RNA, 1713 nt
Organism: Spinacia oleracea (spinach)
Lineage: Eukaryota; Viridiplantae; Streptophyta; Magnoliopsida; Caryophyllales; Amaranthaceae
Exons: 5
Coding region: 184-1467 (427 amino acids)
Source: RefSeq, a predicted model, not a curated record
UCACAGAUUUUUAACCUUUGGACCAUUAAUUAAACCUUUUUUUAAACCAUUCAUCACAUAUUAACACAAGAACAACAACGACAUUCACCCUUUCUUUGUCACUUUCUCUCUCCUCAAAACACUGCAAAAACCCUCCCAAAAAUCACAACUCUCCUCCAUUUUUGUCUUUCUGCAAAUCUUACCAUGUCAAGCAACAAAGAAGAAGCAUUAAUAAGCUUCUCAAACACAUCAUCAGCAUCAUCUCCAAUCACACUUUCAGAAGGAAUUGGUGGGGACAACAACAACAACAGUCAGAUUGGGAGCGCUUCAAACAGCUUCCAAAGCGACAGUAUUCUAUAUGAUGGCGGCGGAAGUAGCAGCGGUGACCCGGAGUUUGGGUUUUUUAGGCCCGAUUUCCGACAAAAUGUGUUGUUGGGUAGUGUUCAAUACUAUGAUCGCCAUGUUUUUAUGUGUUAUAAAAACCCUCGAAAUUGGCCCCCUCGUAUUGAUGCUGCUGAAUUUGAUCGCUUGCCUAGGCUUCUUUCUGCUGCUUUGGCUUCUCGUAAAUCAGAUAUGAACAAGGAGACCCGGCUAACAAUCUGCGAGGGACGUGAUGGAACCGAAACAUCAAACGGAGACGUAUUAAUUUUCCCAGACAUGAUCAGAUACAGGAGAUUGACACAUUUUGAUGUUGAUACCUUUGUUGAAGAAGUUCUUAUUACAGAUGGUGAAUGGCUUCCUGGAAACCCAGAAAAGCUUAAAGGCUAUUACAUUUUUGUAUGUUGUCAUGGGAGCCGAGAUCGCCGUUGUGGUGUGUGUGGACCUCCAUUGGUUGCUAGAUUCAAAGAAGAGGUAGAUUUACACGGUCUUCAAGGAAAAGUCUCAAUUAGCCCUUGCUCUCAUGUUGGUGGUCACAAAUAUGCUGGAAAUGUAAUCAUCUUUGGAUCUAGGGUUGACGGGCAAGUCACUGGGCACUGGUAUGGAUAUGUUACACCAGACGAUGUGCCUAAUUUGCUUGAACAACAUGUAUUGAAGGGAGAAAUUGUAGAAUGGCUGUGGAGGGGUCAAAUGGGUUUAUCUGAGGAUGAACAACAAAAAGCCCAAGAACUGAGGCUCCACAACAAAGAAGGAAACCACACAGGAAACAGUAGACAGUUCUAUUCCGAGUUGCCGGAGAUUAACUCUCCGACAUGUGGAUCUCGUUUUGGGUCCAACGGCUGUUGCCAGACAAACGGAAAUGCUGCGUGCUGUCAAAACCCCGUUUCAGUGGGUAAGGAGGAAGAUGAUGAUUUUGUUAUUCAUGAAGGACAAGUAAAAAUAGCCAAUGGGAAGAACAGCUACAAUAAUAAUAGGCUUGGAAAGAGGAAAGUAUGUGCUAUGCCUUCAUGGUUCGAGAGCUGGGAACGUGAAGAUACAUACGCAGCCCUUGCAGUUGCUUGUGCUGCUGUUUCAGUGGGAGUCGCGUAUAGCUGCUACAAGCAACUGUAAACCCAUGCGGGCCCCGACCCGCCCCUCCUCAAUUGGUGCAAUGUUGUAAUGUUAGUAGUGGGCCCGAUUGGGCUUUAACAGUUGAAUUGCAUUGUGCAUAGACAUCAUAAGGAGAAGAAUGCAAUGUGAAAUGGGCAGUGGCGUUUUUCUCUGUUUGGCAUCAGAUGUGAAAGGUUUGUAAUGUAAAUGGACAAUAAUCUUGUAAAUAUGUGUUUCUUAUUUAUGUAUUAUUAUUAAUUAAUGGAA